AUGGCCCCGGGCCGCCACUUUAUUAAAAAUGGUUGCCCGUUAGUCGAAUGUCGAAUGAGUUGUGUGCGGGACGGGCGAUUCUAUUUGAAUAAUUUCUGUUCGUGAAGUCGGAUAAUAGCAACUUUUUCAUUGUGUAAAACUCUAUCGACUCUCAGGAUUAUCACAAGAACGUUAAAGGUCGAAGAGGUUAGAAUGCAGCAAAUAGAUACAGAGGGUUGAUCUGCCGAAAGCUCCAAAUGUUCGAAAAUGAUACGCCGAAAUUAACGUCAAGUGUGCCAAAACACCUCUUGAGCUCUAAAAAACACUGGCCCUGCCACGCCCACCGGCAAUGCGUUUUUCUCGACUUGUCACAAGCUGUGACAUCGUCGACUGUCACUCGACAUGACUCCGCCACUGAGUCGGAAACGCGGGUCAUCUGUCAGUUUCACUCGAGCAAAAGAUGAUGCUGAGGAUACCGGAGAUGAGAUCCAAAUAUCCCUUGCUCCAUAUAUUCAGACAUACCUAGCCCACAGUGGUCAAGGGACGGGAUGUUGCGGAGUUGGCUUACCUAUUCAAUUCGAACGAGCUGCACCAAGAUCCUGGUGGAAUCCAAGAUUUGACUCUGAAAUACUAGAGGGCCAGUACAAAAGGAGUGCUUAUCCUCAAAUAAGGCUCAGAUUCAGAUAUGCCCUUGGGUAUAUUCUUCUUAUCUCCAUCUCAUGGUUGAUAUACUUUGUCAUCGAUGGAAUUGGAAAUGAAAGCAACUCGUCUUGGGCAGCCUUGGCAGUGGCUUUUGGGGCAGUUGGAGCAAUGGCUUCGGCCGUUCUAUAUUUCACCCACACAGACCACUACCGCUGCUAUGUGUUACCAACAUCUUUGCUAGUCGCAUCCGUCUUAUGCCUAUCAUCUUUGUUAUUCGUUGUGCUGAUACCCCCAGACUCGGAUGGACUGAGUCUGGUAGGACACUUUGCCCUGUGUACAGAGAUUUUACUCCUUAUUUAUACCGUCAUACCAUUGCCGCUUUACGCUUGUGUGGGUAUAUGUUCUGUUUAUUCAUUUCUAUUUGAAUUUUUAACGGCCUACCUUUAUGGAUCCAGUCAACUUGGUCGGCCUAACUCAGUUAACGAUAUUAAUUUGUACAAUAACUUUACUGGGGGUAGUUCAAAAUGGAAUAUUAUGGGAAGAUCUGAUAGCCCUGGCAGGGCAGCAAAUUUUCAAAACUCUACUCAUGACGGAAUGUUGCUGACCAAUUCUAACAUAUCCUCGAGUCUGAGCAAUGCAAGUCAUGUCUCAGAUGUUGAUAUUACAAGUGCCGAUCCCCCUAGUCUGGUGGCGAGAUUUACUGAAACAUUAAGCAAUUCGAAAUUAAUCUCAACUUUAAACUCGACUGUGAUUUCCAUGUUUGACAAUGGAAGUGUAAUCCCAGGUCUAAACGACUCAAACUCACCAAUUAAUACUAAAUCAACUAGCGGCUACAUAACUGCAAAUAUAAGCAACCGGUCAUCCUUUCAUGGGGCGACUAUCGACAGUAAGGCGACAGAAUCUGAGUGGAACACAUUGACCAGCCUCGCGCCAACUGCUUCACAGAAUUCAAGUAUUCCGGUUACAGCUGGUUCAGAUAUGGCCCUUGGACUUAUUGAAUCAACUAUCAGAACGAAUCUCAGCCUCCAAUCAAGCAUUGCGUCUGAUAAAACUUCGAAUGAUGAUGGGAUCGCAGACGCCUCGAGCGCAAUGAUAAGAAUAUUGAUGCAGGCGUCGAUACAUCUGAUUGGGCUUCAUAUUUUAAUAAUGACAUUUGUGCGUAUGCGAGGCACUUUUAUGAAAGUUGGUCAAUCUCUGCUUGUUCGCCGUCAGCUCGAAAUGGAGAAACUGCUCAAAGAAAAAAUGAUUCAUUCAGUGAUGCCACCAAAAGUUGCUGACUGGCUGAUGGAGGAAAGUGAGAGGGAGCGAGAACGAGAGGACUCACUCAAAAAGGGCUCGAUUCCUUCCAAUCAUGCUGACAUCCACUCACUCUUCCGCCCUUUCAACAUGCAUUCGAUGGAGAAUGUCAGUAUAUUAUUUGCUGAUAUUGUUGGGUUUACUAGAAUGAGCUCUAACAAGACUGCCGAAGGACUGGUGGCCAUAUUAAAUGAUCUGUUUGAAAGAUUUGACGACCUUUGCGUCCAACAUGGCUGUGAAAAGAUUUCAACUCUUGGAGACUGUUACUAUUGCGUUAGCGGUUGCCCGGAACCCAGGCCCGAUCACGCAAAAUGCUGCGUGGAAAUGGGUCUAGCAAUGAUAGAAGCGAUAAAACAAUUUGACAUCGAGAAACGUGAGGGUGUUAAUAUGCGCGUUGGAGUGCAUACAGGAACAGUUCUUUGUGGAAUCGUGGGUACCAAACGCUUCAAGUUCGACGUAUGGUCAAACGACGUUACUCUGGCCAAUAAGCUCGAAAGCACGGGUAAACCUGGUCGGGUACACCUCAGCGAAGCAACGAUGAGUUUUCUUGGUAAUCAGUAUCUUACAGAGGAUGGCGAUAUCAUCAAUGGUGUCAAGUCAUACUUCAUAAGAGGUCGGAAAGCGGAUCUCGUCAACCAAUUUAUGGCAAAUGUGGGCAACACUGGCAAGAACCUUGUUUCACCAUCGUCGUCAUCGUUAUCUCCUGCCCCACUGUCGCAAACUCAACCUUUUACACACAAUUCUCGUCAUCGGUUAGCCUCCUGUAACAUUCAGGCAAAAGCCUCAAGGCCUCACUACCUCCACAUGGUUACCAGUCCUUCGAGUUACAGAGUAAAGGCAAACUCUUUACCAAGUAUACUCGACUCUGACAACGAAGGGGAUACAGGGGACGAGAAGGAUGACCUGAAUAAAAGCCCAACUUCAAUUGCGAGUUAUGGUAAAAAAAAAACUAAACAAAAACCCUGGCGAUAUUUACAAAGGCAGAGAACUACCGAGGAAAUGACUCCGCUGGAAAAGGAAAAAGGAGAACCAACGAAUAAUCCUCACCCAUAUCAACCUGCGCCAAACGCGAUUCAUGAAGAAUCUACAAAUGGGUAUUACCAAGAGGCACCGGUUGGCAAUGCGGUUGAAAGUGACCCCAUGCCCGUGUCUACCUCGCCGUUGAUGUGCCAAGAAUCAGAAAGUCAGGCUCCAUCGGUUUCCAGUCGAAAAGAUUCUGGAAUUCGAAGCACUAGUCGGCGUAGCAGUAUUCAGCAACAGUUGUACUUCAUGAAUGGGAUGGCCCAGGGAGAUAUGUUGGGGCACAGGGUGAGCGGUUACUACACGUCGAGUCAAUCGACUUUGAACUCUACUCAGGAUCAUACAUCGUCCGUUCCUCCGUAUCCGUUUCCACCAGCGGUAACAGAUACGUUUGGUGCCUGUUUUCACAAACUACGAAAACAAUCCGAUCUUCAGUUAAUUAGAUGUGUCCAGGACAACGUGAGUUCUCAGCGUUCGUAUUUCGUGAAACCUCCAUUGUCGGGAGUCACUUUAUUUUUCAAGAAUAAGGAAAUGGAACAAGAGUACAGGCAGACAGCCCACAAGGCAAGUCAGGGUUUAGGCGAUAAUCCGCCGACAUUAGCAACAUCGCGAUUCAACACCUACUUCGAUAUACUGAUAUCUGCUCUGGUAUUCACCUCCGUCACAAUAUCACUGUUCUUAUUAUAUCGACCAACGAUAUACUACAUUGUAUUUGCGACUGUCGCUACUGUGAUCCAGCUCUUCGCAGUUUACCUCUGCAUACGGCAACUUUUGAAUCCGAACACAACUCACACCACUUUUACCCAAAGCAUAUUCAAAUUCUGCUCCCAGUGGCAUCCGUGGCAUGCUUGUGGUGCAGUGUUGGUCAGUUUACCGAUCGUUUCAAUUUUAUUAAACUUCACACGUGAAACAGUCAACUCAAAAUACGAUCAUAUCGAGUAUUGCUACAGCUACUUGGUAUUCGUUGGUUUAGUGCACUUCUGUAAUUUCACGCAACUCAAUUGUUGGAUGAAAAACCUCCUCGUCACGGUCACCGGACUGCUAUUUAUUGGUCUAGUAGCUACUCACGUCUCAACUUGUCAAGAAAUUUUUGGUCCCUCACAGCCAGUGACAACUAUUGACUCGAAUCCACCUUUCAAUCCAAACUCUGGACGGCUGGACCUACUGGGUCACCCGAAGAAUAUGAAUUUAACACCUGAUCUGAAACCACCAUCAUUCGAAGCCCUCGAUUACUCCCUAGAAAAGAAAGAUUCUUCAAAUAUGAUAAAGAGAGGCAUCGAGAAGCGUGAGGUCGAGAUAAUGGCUGACCAUUCUCGUAUAGUACGAAGCAAUGAACGUCUCUACAAAUCGGAAAUAUAUCUGGAUAUGAUAUUACUUCUCCUCCUGGUGUGGUUUUUGAACCGUGAGUUCGAAAUUAGUUACAGACUAAGUUUUCACGGCAACGCAGUUGCUGCAAGAGACAAGGCCCGGGUUCAGUCGAUGAAAAAUCAAGCGGACUGGCUCCUACAUAAUAUUAUACCGAAGUAUGUCGCUGAUCAGUUGAAAACCACUGCUAAAUAUUCUCAAAAUCACAAGUCAGUCGGCAUUAUAUUCGCAAGUAUCGUGAAUUUCAACGAACUUUAUGACGAAUCAUAUCUAGGCGGUAAAGAGUAUCUCCGCGUACUUAACGAGCUUAUCGGAGACUUCGACGAGCUCCUUGAGAAGCCGGAGUUUUCAAACGUUGAAAAAAUCAAAACUAUCGGAAGUACGUUCAUGGCUGCUAGUGGUUUGAAUCCCCAGGUACGGCAGAGGAACGAACAUGAGUAUACGCAUCUCCAUCAACUCCUAGAAUUUGCGGUAUCGAUGCAUCGGGUCAUAUACGAUUUCAACCGGGAUCUUCUCGGAUUUAAAUUGAUAUUAAGAAUUGGGUUUAAUUACGGUGACGUCACUGCCGGAGUAAUCGGGGCCACCAAAUUAUACUACGAUAUUUGGGGAGACGCAGUAAAUAUAGCUUCUCGUAUGGAUUCAACCGGUGUUGCCGGCAGAAUACAAUUCGCUAGUAAUUGUUUAGACGUCCUGGCAGAUCGGUACGACUUCGAACCUAGGGGUCAGGUUUACGUCAAGGGUAAAGAUAAUAUGGAUGUUUUUCUGUUGACCGUGAAAGACCCAGGCGGCGAAUGCAGUUGAGAGUAAAUAAUACACUAUUACUGUGUUAAUAAAUGUAAAUUGUUAAAUCAAUUCGACGAGGUACAAGUUAUUACUGACGUUUCCUUGAUUAACGUUAUAGUUGAUAACACCGAAUCCUACACGCCCUACGAUAUCGCGGUACGGUCGUUUCAAUUAUUUUCCUAUAAAUAUA
Athalia rosae (coleseed sawfly) is the source of this 5275-nucleotide messenger RNA. It is a transcript of the gene Ac13E, whose product is annotated as adenylate cyclase type 9. Bases 382 to 5103 code for a protein of 1573 amino acids. Gene Ontology annotation, molecular function: adenylate cyclase activity. Gene Ontology annotation, biological process: adenylate cyclase-activating G protein-coupled receptor signaling pathway; cyclic nucleotide biosynthetic process; intracellular signal transduction. The record is from RefSeq and is a predicted model, not a curated record. NCBI's taxonomy places the organism in Eukaryota, Metazoa, Arthropoda, Insecta, Hymenoptera, Athaliidae. The transcript is spliced from 8 exons.